Aspergillus wentii DTO 134E9 is the source of this 1140-nucleotide messenger RNA. Its product is annotated as enoyl-CoA hydratase/isomerase family protein. The coding region runs from base 111 to 1034 and encodes 307 amino acids. Lineage: Eukaryota; Fungi; Ascomycota; Eurotiomycetes; Eurotiales; Aspergillaceae. The transcript is spliced from 4 exons. The record is from RefSeq and is a predicted model, not a curated record.
UAUAUAUUUGGCUUUGCCAACACAGUGAUCAUACGUGGCUAGCAAAUUAAAUAGCACUUCAUCAACCACAGCAAGAAUCAAUUCCACAGCCAACAACUUACCAGAGCAAAAUGUCCAUCUCACUCCCCAGUUCGUACGAAACCCUUGAUACCACACAUAUUAAAGUAUCGCACCAUCCAGCUGGGUCUCCAACAGUCACACCCGUUGUCGUUGUUACACUGAACCGGCCCGAGAAACAAAAUGCCUACACAGAGCAGAUGGGCAGCUCCCUGCAACACGUUUUCCAGCUGUUUGAUGUCGACAGCCGGGUCAAGGUAAUUGUGUUGACUGGUGCGGGGAAGACGUUUUGUGCUGGCGCCGAUUUGGAGAUUGGAUUUAAUGGAGUCCGCGGGAGGAUCAUGGACCACCGGGAUAGUGGUGGUCGGAUUACGUUGGCUAUACAUAGAUGUCGCAAGCCGACCAUUUUCGCGAUGCAGGGGUCGGCGGUGGGAGUGGGUAUGACCAUGUCUCUUCCAGCUACCAUUAGAAUUGCCCACGAGAAGAGCAAAUAUGGCUUUGUAUUCGGUAGAAGAGGCAUCACCAUGGAAUCUGCUUCCUCGUAUUUCCUGCCACGUCUGAUCGGAUAUUCUCGUGCCAUGUAUCUUGUCUCCACGGGCGCAGUCCUCCCACCCACUUCCAAGCACUUUGGGUCUUUAUUCUCCGAAACGCUGCCCGAAGCCUCGCAGGUUCUGCCACGGGCAUUGGCGUUGGCGACCGAUAUGGCGGAAAAUGUGAGCCCGCUCGCGUCCUCGUUGAAUCGGGAUCUGAUGUGGAGAGGUCCUGACUCGCCUGAGGAGGCACACUUGUUAGAUUCGGGGAUUCUGCUUCAUAUGUUCCAGGGAAGGGACCAGAGAGAAGGCGUGGCGGCGUUCCUCGAGAAACGCAAGGCCAAAUUCCAGGCGAAUUUUGAUGAAGACGCCCCAGUGAUUUAUCCAUGGUGGAAAGAAACACAUAUUGAUGCCCGGCCUAAGGCUGCGAGGGCAUCGAAGCUGUAGAUGAUAUCCAUGAUAGUUAUGAAUGUUAAUGUGAAUCAACAAGUCGCAUCAGCCCGACUUUGCGAUAAGAACGAAGAAGCCCGUGUUUCUGUCGCAACACUUUGAC